This is a messenger RNA of Camellia sinensis, 1236 nucleotides long. The record is from RefSeq and is a predicted model, not a curated record. NCBI's taxonomy places the organism in Eukaryota, Viridiplantae, Streptophyta, Magnoliopsida, Ericales, Theaceae.
AUGGGCAAUAUGUUCAGAGAGUAUGAUAGGUUGGUUGAGGUUGCGGCUCAUGUAGACAUCAUCAUGUUAGAAGCUGAGAAGUCUAGGUUGAAACAUAAGAGGUCAGGUUAUAUGGAAUCUUGGAGUGACACGGGAUCCUAUAAGAAGUCCAAGGGUUCUUUUUCUUCUUCCUUUCAGUCCUUACCUCAACAGACCAAGUCUUCAGGGUUUGUUUCUAUGAAGAGUUCAAAAAAUACAGGUCCUAGCCAUAUUACUUGUUUUAGAUGUGGCCAACAAGGUCACAAGGCAUCGGAGUGUAAGCAAAAUCUUAACCAUCAGCAGUUAGCUCUCUUAGAGCCAAUCCCAAUAAAGGGGUCAAUUGCCUAUACCAAAUCAUCACAAUCAUUCAUAGCAUCUGCAUUUGCAUCCAUGUUGGGCUUAAAGAUUGAACGACUAGAGUCUUCACUUAUGGUAGAGUCACCAAUUGGGGGUCAUGUUGUCUUAAAUCGGGGGUGUCGGGGAUGUGUGAUUGACGUCACUAAUCACCAACUUCCUUUCAAUCUUGUAUUAUUAGAUAUGUUGAGUUUUGACAUCAUCCUUGGUAUGGGCUGGUUGUCUUCCUAUCGUGCCACCAUAGAUUACUACCGUGGAAGAGUUGCUGUGUGUACAAUAGGUAGGGACUAUUUUUAUUCUCUAGAGGAUAGGGUCGGUGGUGGGUUGUCGCUGUUAUGUCAUCUCACCAAAUUGCCACCACACCGCAUGGUUGAGUUUUCUAUAGAUUUGUUAUUAGACAAGGGUUUCAUACGCCCUAGUACCUUGCCUUGGGGAGCACCGACUCUUUUUGCCAAGAAGGAUGGUCUAUUACGAUUAUGCAUCGACUACCGUAAGCUGAAUAGGAUCACGGUUAAAAAUAAGUAUCCGUUGCCUAGGAUAGAUGAUCUUUUCAAUCAACUUAAAGGUUCCCGAUGUUUCUUAAAGAUAGAUCUAAGAUCGGGUUAUCAUCAAUUGCGUAUGGAAGAGGAAGAUAUUCUGAAGACGGCCUUUCAUACUCGAUAUGGUCAUUAUGAAUUCCUUGUGAUGCCGUUUGGUUUGACCAAUGCCCCUACCACUUUCAUGGACUUAAUGAAUCGAGUCUUCGGAGAUUAUCUCGACAAAUUUAUGGUGGUGUUUGUGGAUGAUAUUCUUAUAUAUUCACCUUCUGAGGAAGAGCAUGAAGAGCAUCUCCGCAUUGGCUUACAACUGCUUAGGGAACACUAG